Messenger RNA from Linum tenue, 804 nucleotides. Lineage: Eukaryota; Viridiplantae; Streptophyta; Magnoliopsida; Malpighiales; Linaceae. The record is from the annotation of a GenBank genome assembly.
AUGGAUGGUGUAAAGAAUGACAACAGUACACUGUAUGUUUUUUUCCCUAUAGCUGCUGCGGCUCAUGAUCGUCGGUCAUGGGUUGAUCAGAGAGCGUUCCUUCCGAUGACACCGUUCCUUCUGACAAAGUGCCCUUCUCUGGAGGAUCAUGCUUUUCAAUCUCACAAGGGGCAGAUUGCUGCAUCUUGCCAGAUUCACCACUACUAUCAAGGUGUUUACUGCAUUCAUCAUCUUGCAUCUCCUCUGCUACGGUUCCUUGUUCUGUAUUCAAGGGCGAACUGUGAUUAUCCAAGCUUUCAACUUGAUCUGCAGAGUUUGGAAUUGACGGCAUGCUCUCGGGUGGCACACUUGUUGAGCUUGUCAUUCCGGAACCAGGGCCUACAGGUGGGGCACUUGAAGCAACACAAGAAGCUACCAAUUGAAGCACUUCUGGAGACGGGGACAAUCCCAUGUUUGUUUUCUUCUCCCGGUUUAAGCAUGGGGUUGGUGCCAAUAACCCCUGUACACCAGAUCCAUUCCAGGGAAGGCCUGAUGUCCCGGGAUUCAAUGGCGGAAGAAGCGGAAGAUUGGGCUGAGCAAAAGAAUCAGAGAAUGGAACCGUUAGAUUGGGUCUCGUCUUCUUCUUCCUCUUCCUUAGAGCUCGUCUGGGAUCCUUUGGUUGUGAAGGAGGUGGACCAGGUAUGACAAAUGGAGGAAUUGUGGACUUCUCUUCUCCAUAGAGCAAUCGAACUGAUUGAGCUAUAGCCGACACUGUAGGGGGUAGAUCAGGCUCCUGCGAUUUGGCAGGAGGAGCAGUAACAGCUU